UAUAGGAUGAGUGUGGAAGUGUUGGACGGUGCUACCAUAGUUGACUUCGUCGAAGAAGAAGAAGCAUUCAACGUCUCGAUACGAGACCGGUUUGCUCGCCUGGAUGCCGACCAUGACGGGCUGCUUUCUUUAGCGGAGUUGUUGAAGGAAUUACAGAGCUUGAGGGUGAUCGAGACUCACUUCGGCGUCGACGUUGAAACGGACCCGAGGGAGCUGGCUCGCGUUCACGAGUUGCUGUUCGUGCAGUUCGAUCAUGACUCAAACGGGAAGGUGGAUUUGGAGGAGUUCAAGUCCGAGACGAAGCGGAUGAUGCUUGCUAUAGCGAGCGGGAUGGGGUUCCUGCCGGUUCAAAUGGUGUUGGAAGAAGGCGGCCUCUUGAAGAUCGCCGUGGAACGUGAAUCCACCAAACUUGCUGCUUGAAUCCUUCAUUUCUUUCAAGACU
Molecule: messenger RNA, 442 nt
Organism: Hibiscus syriacus
Lineage: Eukaryota; Viridiplantae; Streptophyta; Magnoliopsida; Malvales; Malvaceae
Exons: 2
Coding region: 7-420 (137 amino acids)
Molecular function (GO): calcium ion binding
Source: RefSeq, a predicted model, not a curated record